Pestalotiopsis fici W106-1 is the source of this 1641-nucleotide messenger RNA. RefSeq lists its product as uncharacterized. The coding region runs from base 1 to 1641 and encodes 546 amino acids. Lineage: Eukaryota; Fungi; Ascomycota; Sordariomycetes; Amphisphaeriales; Sporocadaceae. The transcript has a single exon. The record is from RefSeq and is a predicted model, not a curated record.
AUGAUGAAAUCGACAAUUCUUGAACUUUUCUUGUGGUGUAUUGUCGCGUCGUCUGUAGCGGCGCGAUUUGGCCAGCCUCAACACCAGACUUCUAAGUACAAUGACGAGCAUGACUUGGACUUCUCAGAUGAAAGCAAUCUAGGUUAUGCCUCCCAGACAGAUGCAAUUGAUGCGUAUGAGGCGAAGGGUCACAAAGGUUCUGAAGGCUUCGGUCACGGCAAAGGUCCCCAUCGUGGUCAUAACGAAUUCCAGGCCCAUUCAGGCCACGAUUGGUCGUAUCGCGGUGGCUCGCAUGGUCACGAAGCGCAUCCUAAAUACGGUAAUGAGGACUAUGGUAGCAAGGGAAGCGGUGGUUAUCACGCCAAACCUUUCCAUGAUGCAUAUGAUUACGGCAACGACAAACUCAAUGGCAAUAGCUAUAAGCAUGCCGGAUUGACAGGAGCCUACCCUCAACCGACCGAAUCAGAGUCUACAGAGCCUACAGAGCCUACAUCAACGGACACUGGAACAAUCUCACCAGGUCCCGACUCAACCUCGACAACGCCCACGACGGAUACAAGUACUAGCAGCACGACGUCGUUGGCUCCAACGUUCACUGAAAUCCUCUGUCCAGAAGUCGACCUGCAAUGCGUAGACAACUUUUAUGUAGGAUGCUCAAAGAAGUUCAACCAGAUCAACCCAUCGCAGCAGUCCAGAACCAAGAUCGAAGGAGUGCAAGACGCGCGGAUAUGCCACCAACGAUGUCUAGACGACCCAACUUGCACAGCAUGGGAAGACUCGGAUAUGCCAUACGGCCAGUACGGAGAAUGCUACCACCACCACGAAGUUAUUACUCUCAACCUCACUGCGCCCUACGUCGCGUCCUCCCUUGGAGUAGACUCUUUCGGCGUUCGAAACUAUUGCCAACUGUCCCCGGGCCCCCUGGAUCCCAUACCGCCUCCCUUUGCGCCGGCGACCACCACCGUGGUCACCAUCCCCACCUCGUCAUCAAGCGAUCUUUGUCCGUCUUUUGACAACCAGUGCCUCAAUGGCCUCAGCAUAUUCUGCGAUAGAUCCCUCACCUCGGACGCCGUACCUAACCCCUUCUUUGGCUGCUCGAUUCAGUUCGACAUCACGACUGAGCGCCAAUGCCACGAGGCGUGCGCGGCCAACAGGCCCGCCUGUCGCGGCUGGCAAGUGUACCCCGACGGCGACUGCUGCCACAUUACGGAAGGAUUCGUCUCCCCAAUGAACCCGCUGCCGCCAAAGACGCCAGAUACGGUUGGGUACUCCUUUGCCAGCAACCAGGGAUGUACGACCACGGCGGAUGACAUCCUGUGUGGCGAGGACCAGUGUACAGAUGGUAUCCGCGUCCAAUGUCGCCGAGACUUGAGCACGGAUGCGGCCACGGGCAUCAGCGAUGCCGUGGGAACUCCUAAUGUCAGGACGGUCCUGGCGUGCCAGCAGGCCUGCGCCGAAGACGACAUGUGCCAUGCUUGGUACGGCUACAUCAUUGAAAAUGAAUUCGACAGCGGGCUUUUCAGUUACUCAUUUGGUUGUUUCCGUCUACUCAAUCGCACGAUUACACUGAGGUCAGAUCGACCUGCGGGACCUCCGAAUACGCUUUUCGCUACCUACUAUGGGAUCAAAGGGCUUUGUUGA